AUGCGUUCAUUGUUUCAAGACAUUGAGAAAAGUGAGUCGGGGGAGCAGAUAGAAUGGUGUAAAAUGCAUGAUAUAGUACAUGAUUUUGCUCUAUUUCUUAGGAAGAAUGAUGACAAGGAGAGAAGUUGUCAAGUUUGUGAUUCUUCAUUGGUUUCUCAUGUCCAAGAAUAUCGGAGUCUAUCGUUGGACUACAAACCUCCUGUUGAUGAAAGAGACAGAAUUAGUCAAGAUGGCCUUGAAAUCAUAUGUAAGCUUUAUUUCUUGCAAACCCUUCUCUUAUCAUUGUGCGGCCUAACCGAGAUUCCACGAGAAAUUGGGAAUUUGGUUGAGUUAAGACAUCUUGACUUAAGUAGGAAUGAAGAAAUAAAGGAGUUACCAGAGAGCAUUUGUAGUUUGGUUGAACUGCAAAUCUUGAAUAUUGAAGGCACUGGUAUCAACUGUCUGCCUGAAGCAUUAGUGGAGCAAUUGAAGUUUGUUGGAAGGGAGUUUUUAGGAAUAGAAUCUUCAUCUGAUGAUGAUGUUGUUGUUGCAUUUCCUAAACUCAAGAAACUGAAAUUUUAUGGCUGCUCCAAAUGGGAGGAGUGGGAGGACAUAACGGAGGAAGAAGAAGAAUCUGCGGCCAUCUCCAUCAUGCCAUGUCUCACACAGUUGACUAUCACUUGUGUGAGAGUUUGA
This is a messenger RNA of Salvia hispanica, 675 nucleotides long. The record is from RefSeq and is a predicted model, not a curated record. Lineage: Eukaryota; Viridiplantae; Streptophyta; Magnoliopsida; Lamiales; Lamiaceae.